This is a messenger RNA of Anopheles stephensi (Asian malaria mosquito), 7621 nucleotides long. Its product is annotated as myotubularin-related protein 4. Gene Ontology annotation, molecular function: metal ion binding; phosphatidylinositol-3,5-bisphosphate 3-phosphatase activity; protein phosphatase binding. Bases 16 to 5811 code for a protein of 1931 amino acids. Gene Ontology annotation, biological process: regulation of autophagy; dephosphorylation. NCBI's taxonomy places the organism in Eukaryota, Metazoa, Arthropoda, Insecta, Diptera, Culicidae. The transcript is spliced from 13 exons. The record is from RefSeq and is a predicted model, not a curated record.
AGUACCCAAGAAGUGAUGAUUGUUCGUACGAAUUCAUCCUCCAGCUGCCGGCAAGCUGAGCAAGAGUUUGAUGAGGAAUGGGAUCUGAUGCAGUUUAACCAAUCCUGGGACCAAACCCCAACUUAUCAAGCAAACGAUGAGAUCAUGGAGGGUUCGGGCGACGGUUCGCCGCAAUCGUCGAUGUGCAUGGUGAAGGCGGCCGAGCUUUUUCCCAAACCGAUCCUCGAGAAGGAGGAAGAUAAGCUCACCGUACGAUUCACUGAGCUUGCCGGCGAAUCCGUGCGGUACCUGGGUCAGACUGAUGAUGGCAUCCUGGCACUAUCCAACUAUCGGCUGUUCCUGCAGAAAAAUAGCACCGGCGCCGAAGUGUCGGUACCGCUCGGCCUGAUCGAAUCGACGCAAGUGCGUGACCUGUUCCAUCUCAUAGUGAACUGCAAAGACGCUAGUACUGUGCGCUGUUCAUUUGCGACGUCGGAGCAGUGCGGUGAAUGGCACCGCCGGAUCACCCUCUCGAUCGGUGUGCCGGAAACGCUCGAGGCACUGUUCGCCUUCCCGUUCCAUGCGUGGGCCUCGGAAUCGCCCACGCUCAACCAGGACAACGAAUGGGCCGGCCGUUUGCAGCGCGUCGGUUCGUUCGAUGACGAGUUUCGGCGCGAAGCGGAACGGUUACAGUUCGAUCUGCAGGGUGCCUGGCGCAUCAGUCAGGCGAACGCGGAAUUUAAGCUGUGUGCAUCGUACCCACGGCUGCUGCUCGUGCCCGCCUGCAUCUCCGACGACACGCUGCAGAAUGUGGCCAGCUUUCGAAGCUCGCGGCGCAUACCGGCGGUCGUGUGGCGCCACCAGCGCACCGGAGCCGUUAUCGCACGCUGCAGCCAGCCCGAGGUGGGUUGGCUUGGGUGGCGUAACUCGAAGGAUGAACAGCUGCUGAAAGCGCUGUCCGAUGCCUGCUCGUUCGACCGUGGCACGCAGGAUCGGUCCAGCGAUGGUACGAGACGAACGCGAACACAGACGGACAGCUCGGAAGCGUCGAGCGAGGGUAGUCCACCGCGCAGUCCGGAGGGAAGCCACGAGGAGGUGGAAAUGGACGAGCCGAAGAAGAUUCUGAUCGUGGAUGCGCGGUCGUACACGUCCGCGGUAACGAACCGGGCGCGUGGCGGUGGAUGCGAGUGUGCCGAGUACUACCCGAGCGCGGAGAUCCAGUUCAUGAGCUUGGGCAACAUCCACGUGAUAAGGAAAAGUUUCCACGCGUUACGGCAGCUCUGUGCCUCCCAGGCGGACAUUCCAAAUUGGCUCGGAUUGCUGGAACGGACGCUUUGGUUGCAGCAUCUGUCCGGUUUGCUGGCGGCCUCGAUGGUCGUAUGCCAUGCGAUCGAACGCAACGGCCGGCCAGUGCUGGUACACUGUUCCGAUGGUUGGGAUCGUACGCCCCAGAUCGUUGCCACGGCACAGCUCUGUCUCGAUCCGUACUACCGCACGAUCGAAGGGUUUCGCGUGCUGGUCGAGCGGGAGUGGUUGAGCUUCGGUCACAAGUUUGCCGACCGUUGCGGGCAUGGGCCCGGUUCGGACGAAACCAACGAACGGUGUCCGGUGUUUCUGCAGUGGCUCGACUGCGUGCAUCAGAUUCAUCGUCAGUUUCCUUGCAGCUUUGAGUUCGACAUGGGCUACCUGAUCAAAUUAGCACAACAUUCGCAUUCGUGCCUGUUUGGAACGUUCCUGUGCAACACGGUCAAGGAGCGGCAGGAAAAUAGCGUCCCCGAUCGGACGUUCUCCGUGUGGCCUUUCCUAUCCGGUCCGAUCUACAAGAACCAUCUGUACGUGCCGAACCGCGAGCGUGUCCUGUGGCCGGCACACAACGUGCGCGAUCUGCGCCUCUGGACGGAAGUGUACCUGGGCAGCUGGGGCGGCCACAACCAGCAGUCGGCCUCCGAAGUGGCCGAUUAUCCAACGGCAAGCGUACCGCCGUCCGGCGGCGGAUCGGACGUCGUGUCGGCUGUGGUCGGUGUGCGAAGCAUCGGGGCCGGUGUUGACACCGCCGGCCCAACAGGAGGAGCACCGUCGGUCGUGAACGUUGUUGUCGAUGGAAUGGCAUCGACGGCAUCGGUGGCAAGCAGCUGCAGCCCGGAGCAGAACGGUUCGAUGACGAAAACGCGCUCGUACAGUGAUAUCAAAGAAGCAACCUCAGGCGGUGUUAUGACGCGUCGCUCAAGCGAUCCAAGCAUGACACUAGACUCAAGCAUUAUUAACCGCGUUGGUGGACCUGCCCCGACGCUAAACCUCUCGCAGGAAGAAAGCUCGAUCGAUUCAAACCUCUCGUCCGACCGUGAGACUUCACCCGAUCUUCGCCCCAUCGACGAUCGCCUGCUGCAUCGUGGAGUGACGGCCAGUUCCUUCAUACAGCAUGCCACCGAAAAGCUGCAAAGCCUCACGCAGGAGCUAAACCAAUCGGACGAAGAGCUAGAGCAAGCGAUCAAGAACCAGCGCAAUCUAGCGAUCACUAGCAGCAGUGCGGCAGCAGCACCGGCCGAACCCAUCCUUUCUUCCUCAGCCUCUUCUAGUCUCUACGCAAACGGUAGUAGCAUCGGUGGAAUCGAUAGUCUAGCAGCAGCGGCUGCGGCCACGCUCAUACCAACCGCAACCACAAACGUUCGCCCCUCCUUUACGACGACCAGUAUCAGCGGUAGCAGCACCGGCGCGAUGCAGCCGCAAACAGUCGACGAGAGGAGCAUCUAUCGCUACCGUUUCCAACCGAUCGUGCCGGAAUUGCCAACGACGAAUGAUGCGUCACGAUGCUCGCCCAAGAUAUCGUGCGAGUCAAGCAACAGUCCCACGACCCGUCAGCUGGUCAUGUGGCCGAACAACGCGAUCGAUGAAAAUACGUCCCGUAUCAUCAAGAUCGAAUCGUACCAGUCGACAGCCGGCGGUAACAAGGAUGUACUGGACGGAGGUGGCGGCGGCGGCGGUGGUGGACUCGAUCGAGCCAUGAAUCGUGCCGUCAUCGGGCGGCCCAUCAUGGCCAACGACGAUAUGAUGAUGGAGAGCGUCGACCUAACCGUCGGUGGAUCGGACGAUAGCAGCUUCGUUGGUGAUAAACUACUCUCCACUUCGCCUAAUCGGUUAGAAUCACCGGCUGGCCUGAAUGACCGAUCGCUCAGUCCCAACCUGUGGCAUGGAUCGAUAGAAACCAGCACGGACACGCUGGUGCCGGUCGAUCAGUAUCCACUCUCCACGCCAGCAGGCCCCUGUAACGUGACCGAGGACGGUGAGAAGGUGCGACACGGACACGACCGGCGGAAGACAUCGCUGCUCGAACAGGAACAGCACUGCAGCAGCAGCAGCAGCAGCAACGGUGUCGGCGGUAGUAUUAGUUUAGCAGUAGAAACCAACAGUGAUAGCAGUCGGCAGAGACUUGUAAACGGUAAAGGAUCGGAAGCGACAGCGGCGCCAAACGACAGUUCGGACGGGGCCGAGGUCACGGGCGAUAGCUGCACUACCACAACUGCUGCGACUGGUGAUAGUAAUGGAUGUGAUUUUACUAGUGAUAGUCAUGAUUACGAUAGGAAAUUAUCAAAUCAAUCAACGCUGGCACUAUUGGCCGGCGAUUCGCUACCAAAAGAUCGACCUGACUACCGCCACCAUCAGCAUCCGCCAGAACCGACCUUGGAAAGCGAUCGUGGUGGAGGAGGAGGACGGUCGGCACAGAGCAACCUUUUUAACAGCAGCAGUAGCAACGUUAACUACAAUAAACUCAAAGCGAACGGAACGCCGAGCGUACCGAUUGUACCGGUGUCCGCUGGUCAGGCCACCACCACCAACAACAGUAACUUGCUCACCUCGAUGAUGCUUAUGGACGAAAGCAUUAUCAUUCAGCCACAGUUCCAGCAGCUAGAGAUUAAUGGCAAACAGCCGGCGGCUGGUGAAGGUGCUGUGGCGGCUGCUGCAGCAAUGCCACAGAAGGAGCGACGAAGAAGAAACUCGUCCAACUCGAAACAUGACCUCAUGAGUCCUUGUAAACCAACCAACGGAAGUAUAUCCCCAAGUGCCACACACUCCCGGUUUUCGACACCGGGCGCCCGGUCACUGCCACUGACACCACCGAGCGUACCGUACGCGGCGGACAGGCCACCGGUAGCGACGUUCUCAUGCCCGGACGGGCUAGCACACGCACUGUCGGAACAAAAUUUGCGUCUCCAGCAGAUUGUCUACGAGCAUCGGCUCCGCGAGGAAGCACUGCAGCGUGAGCUGUACGCCACCCGGUUAGCACUGUUGAAGAAAACCUGCCAGCACUGUUGUAGCAGCAGCGCCCAGCCACAGUACGGCAAUGAGGAUCCGGUGCCGGUGAGCAUUUCCAUAACGAGCGUUGCCGCUUUAACCGCUACCGCCGCCUCAGCCACGACGGCAGCGGCCAGGAUCGGUAGGGAGAUCGAUCGGAAACACCACGACGGUGCACAUAGUCACGUCAGCAACAGCAGCAGCAGCAGCAGCAGCAGUAGCGAAGGUGGUGGUAGUAUGAGCACUGUCACCUCCAUCCGUACCAUGACCGCCACCACCACCACCACCACCACCACUGCCACCGGAGAUCUGUCCGUGGACGCAUGGAUAGGAUCUUCUUCCAUCUAUGGACUGCUUUCGGGGCGGCACGUACACGAUGAAGACGGUAAAGCGCUGUUAGUGUUUUCCGACGAGGAAGAGGAAGAAGAUGAUGCGUCUGGUAAUGGUACUGCGGCACAGCAGGAAGAACAUUGCUUGUGUGAAGCGAUAUUGAAACAUAACCGUCGAUUCGCACAUAAUGUGCGUGUGUGGCGUACCGUUCGUCAAUUUCUCGAACGCACACGACAGAAACGCAGCGACUGUCCUUCACGACACUCGGUAAAACCUCGCGUGGAGUCUUACCCUCUAGACGAUCCGCUCAGCGAGUACUACGCCGAUAGUAGCGGGGCUGACGAUGACGAGAGGAACAGUAGUGGCAGUAGCGACAUUUUAGACGGUGGUAGUGACAUUGACAUUGCACCGGAAAGAAGGACUACUAUACAGCAACCGAAGCUUACUGACAGCACUGACAGCAUCCAGUAUUGCGGAGCAGAAAAACAGUGGGUUGACGGUAGUAGUGGUGAAGGUGGUGGUGGUGGUGAGAAGGAAGAGGAUGUGAAUGUGGAUGCUGAACUAUCCUCCCAACUGAUGGUGGAUUCAAUGAACGAAAAUGCAUCCAACUGUUCGUGGGAAGCGGUCGACGAUCGGAGCGCACCGUCGUCCGGUGCCAACUCGUCCCAGCAGAUGCAGUACAGCAGUAGCGGUGUUGGUGGUAGCACCAGCGUGCUCUGGGUUCCCGAUCACGCCGUGACACGGUGCACCACCUGCCAGACCGAAUUUUGGCUCGGACGUCGCAAACAUCACUGUCGCUCGUGCGGGCAAAUCUUCUGUGCGGACUGUUCCGAGUUUACGGCCCAUCUGCCGGAGGAGCGCCUAUAUCAACCGGUUCGGCUGUGUGGUCCAUGCUACCAGCGGAUCUCCUCCAUGACGGUUCCUGCUACCAUCACCAAUUCCCUCGCCACGGCCGGAGGCACACUACCUUCCUCCAGUGUGGCCAAUAGCCUAACCGCAUCGACGACGGUAAACGGUGGCACACCGCUAAGCGAGGAUGCCAACGCGUUCCUGCACCGUUCGAACGUAACGGCAGCUGCCACGAUGAUGAUGCGCGAUCGGAUUACCAGCAUGAGCCAGAUCCAGUCGUUGCUGGCGGCCGAAUGUAGCGCGGAAGCACCGAGGGCAAGCGAAAGUUGCUGCAAGCAGAACGUAACUGCGGCAACAAACUAAACUUCGAUCUGACCUGUGUCGCGGAAUGUGUGGGUGAGUGGGUGUGUGCUUUUAGGAGCCGGAAGUUGCACGCGUACUCGUGAAGAAUAAGCAGGAGACCACAUUUUAGGAAACAAAACUGACGAGUGCCAACACACCAUCACAUUGAUUGUUAACUUUUUAUUGUCUUACACACGAUCCGCCGCCUCGUUUAUCAUAAUGUUUCAUUUUGUUUUUGUUUUGUUGCUGUACACAAACAUUUUCACAUUCAUUUACACAGCGAACCGCGAGCGGACGCACGAUUACUGUAACUAAUAAUUUAUCAUACUUUACUUUACACUUGUUGUUUGACUCGUUUUACGGAUUCUUGAUAGAAGUGGUGUUAUUGAUAGGGAGGGGAGGUCUGUUUUAUCCUUCGCUUUAACAAUGAAACUUACACUCUCUGGUAAGCGUUACUUUUUUGUUUAAACUUCGACCACGUGGCCGCCCGAGAACGCGUUUAGUGGAGGAAUCGUAAGCAUGUGCGCGAGAAGUUAAAAGCGGCUGAACAGUAAAAUGCUGUGUGAUUAUUUUUGUGACCUUUCUAUUUCUCAAAAAAAAAAAAAACAAAGAAGUUAUGUUAUAGUAGUGUGGCGAUCAAAAAAGAAAAGCCUAUGAAAUAAUCAAACGGAGGGUGGUAUACAUACAUAAGUUUUGCGGUGUAAUUGUUGUGGGGAGCAAUGUGGAAGCAAAACGGGGGAAUGGUACGGUAAAAACUAUGUUAUUUCUUAUGUAAAGUAUGCAAAAUUUGCUACCAGAGCAUGCGGUGAAACAACUCUGUGCAAAAACACAUCACACUAGUAAAGACAUUGUUAAAAGGAAGAGAACAAAUGCCUCCCGGAAAGCCAAGAAAAAAACCUUCUACGAUAUAGACAAGAUCAGUAAAAUAAGCAAUUGCAACAGAACAUCACAACAUUUCGAUAAGUGUUUAUCAAAACGCUACAUAUAACUAUAUCCCUCACAACACAAGGCGAAGGAAGUAAAACACAAAACAGAGAAAAAAAAACGAAAAUAAAAAGAAACUUCGUUUUCGGGAGAGCAAAAGCAGAACAAUACACACAAAUAACAUUAAGAGUAGAGAAGAGAGAAAAGAAAACACAUUUAAGAAAGAUUAUAUAUAUAUACGUGUAUAUGAAACACAAGCAUAGCUAACAAAACAAAGGGUAGAUUGUAAAGGCACAUGAUUGCAAAGAGAGGUAGCAAACGAACUGCAAAAGAGAACAAAACCCAAACAGGAGAAUGGAUUUAGGAUUUUAAUGCAAACAAAACAAACAAUGCAACACUGGAGGAGAUCAGCAGCGCGUGUGUUUGGAGACGCGAAUCCUGUAACACACAUGAGAAUAAGACGAGAAUACCGGAACGAGUUUAAUCGAACCACAGCAACACAAAAGCAGUAGUGUAGCCGACUUAAACCUAACCUCAAAGCGAAUGAAUUAGAAGCGGAAGCAGCGAUAACGAACGGGGGAGGUGAGAAAGGGAGACUAAUCAAGAAACACAAGCAGCACCAACUGAACCCUCCCCCCUCCAAGGAUGAGGCCCGAAAUCACUCGAAAUUACUGCGUGUGUGUGUGUGUGGUGGACACAUUCAUUUCAAAAAGGUUAGUUCUUAUGUUUACCAACCAACAUCAAUGCGUAUGUAAUCUCGGCAUUAUAUUAAUUCAAUCCGUUAGCUUUGGACAGACACACAUACACACACACUAACUCAUUAAACUUUGGUGUUUUUAAAAACAAUGAAGGACACAAAUUGUCCUCAUCCUCCUUCCCACAUUAAGAAGCAAAACAAAAAAAAAAA